UGCUUCAUUGCACCAUUUACUUCCUUUCUACUUAAUUCUGGUUUGACAAACUGCUGAAUUGACAAUCAUCAUCAUCGUCAUGAGAACUUUAAAAGGCCCUUGCCCUGCACAAUUGUAUUCCGCUCAGCGUUGCUGCUUCUCACUCCACGGGACUCCGUCCGACCCACUGGUGGACCAUCGCAACCACAACAAAACUUCUAAUUCAGAUGUGUUGAUGGCCGACUAUAUAGCAAGCAAUGAGAGUGCAACAUGGACCAAUACCUCCCACAACAACACUUGCCUACUACCCUACACUGUUUAUCCAUCAUUUAUGCUUAUUGCAUACACCACCAUUUGUAUAGCUGGAGCCAUUCUCAACUGCCUGGCUUUCACCGUAUACUUCUGUCACAUUCCCAGCAGCAAUAGCGUCAUCGUUUAUUUGAAAAAUCUGGUGGUGGCCGAUUCAUUGCUCGUUCUGUCUCUGCCGAUAAGGAUCAUAGAGCUGAACGUCAUGUUCUCUGUCGCAUUCAGGAAAUUCUACUGUAGUUUCAUAGCUUCAAUCUUCUAUUUGAAUAUGUACUCGAGCAUUCUCUUCCUCGGGUACAUAGCUGGCAACAGAUACCUCAAGAUUGUGAAACCACUCAAUACGUACUCUAUCCAAAGACUCCGAUCUGCCAAAAUUCUCUCUGUAGGAACCUGGUGCACACUCUUUGCCCUUGGAUUGUCUUAUGUAUUCCUGAAGGGGGAAAAGGAGGUAAAGACCAAUUUGAAAACAGCUUGCCUGGAAUUUAGAGGAGGUUUUGGAGUAUACUGGCAUCUAGCCCUUCACACUAGUGGCACAAUCUUGUUUCUCCUUGUGUUAAUAGCUCUCUGCUUCUUCUACUUUCAAACCCUGAAGCGACUGGAGAAGUCCCCAUCUUCGAGUUCAAGCAAGAAGAAAGUCAAGGCAAAAAACAACAUUCUCAUUCUGCUUGUCGUGUUCCUAAUUUGCUUUGUCCCAUAUCACAUAGUCAGGAUUCCUUACAUAUUGAGUCAGAUAAAUGUAAUCCCCAAUUGUUACUGGAGGAGGAUGCUGCUCAACUUCAAGGAGCCCACCAUUGUUCUGGCAACGCUUAAUUCGUGCUUGGAUCCGGUGAUCUACUUCUUAUCCUGCAAGGCAUUUAGGUCGAAGUUGGGGCUGGAUAAAAAUGAAAGUGACAGCGACCCACCCGAAGACCGAUCUUCACGUGCGAACACGUCGCAAACUGUGCUGGACUCGCCUGCCAACAGCCACGUCAACAAUGCAAAUGACUGCAGUAUUAACCUUGAAAAGCUGAACUAGGUUUCCA
Molecule: messenger RNA, 1307 nt
Organism: Leucoraja erinaceus (little skate)
Lineage: Eukaryota; Metazoa; Chordata; Chondrichthyes; Rajiformes; Rajidae
Product: P2Y purinoceptor 14-like
Exons: 2
Coding region: 80-1300 (406 amino acids)
Biological process (GO): G protein-coupled receptor signaling pathway
Cellular component (GO): membrane
Molecular function (GO): G protein-coupled purinergic nucleotide receptor activity
Source: RefSeq, a predicted model, not a curated record